Molecule: messenger RNA, 1998 nt
Organism: Colletotrichum aenigma
Lineage: Eukaryota; Fungi; Ascomycota; Sordariomycetes; Glomerellales; Glomerellaceae
Gene: ustP-3
Product: Peptidase S41 family protein ustP
Exons: 2
Coding region: 1-1998 (665 amino acids)
Source: RefSeq, a predicted model, not a curated record
AUGGCUCGAGUUCCAGAGCACUGUCGGCAUUCUGCAAAUCCCCCGGAGGGUUAUCUCUACCCCGGCGUCGAUAUCUUUGGGGGGCUCGCCAAUAUCACCCAGAUACUGAAGGCCGGUGGCUACCAGUCACAGCUCGACUUCGCAAGCGACCUGUAUCGGCUGAUUAAUGUCAAGCCCCGUGACGGCCAUCUGGUAUUUACCCCUGUGAUAGGCACUUUAUUCAGUUUUGAAUCGCCCGCUCUCUUUGUGUCAAUCUCCGAAGACGGUAUCGCAAAUCCCAAGAUCUACCUUCACUCCGAUUAUGAGAAAAGUGUGGAGCAAGGGUAUAUUGCUUCUGAGGUCGUCAGAUUCGACUCGGUUCCCAUUGUCGACCACGUCCAGCAGCGAGCCGUUGACAACUCCCGAGACCAGGACCCUGACGCAGCGUAUAACAGUCAGCUGUACAGUGCUGCCCUGACGAACGUCCUCGAGACUACUGGGGCCCGUCAGUUCCUGUACACCACCCUCGCGGACGAAAGCGUGAUCGAGUUCGCCAACGCCACCAAAGCAACCAUCGCCAAUAUCGCCUGGGUGGCGACCAACUUCUCCGGCAUCAACUCCGCCGAGGCCGUGCACGAGCGCUUCGAGGUUCCUGGGAAGACCGGCGAGACAGAAGUGCCCAUCCGCCACGUACGGCCGGGCUUCGCACCGGCUCUGGCAGGAUACCCUGAGGCCUUCGUCAUCCACGAGGACAGGUACCAGAGCGGCUAUCUCUUUAACGAGUCAGCCCUGAAAGACACCGCCGUCCUUGCUGUCAAUCUGUUUAUAUCGCCGAACCAAACAGGCGGCGGGACCAUCCUCCCAUCCGAUGUUCUCGCAGACCUCCUCGACUUCAGUAGCGUCAGUGCCGAAUUCGUUGAGACCAGCAGGAAGCAGGGCAAGUCCAGGCUCAUUAUUGACCUCCAGGGUAAUGGUGGAGGUCUUGCGUGGAAUGCCAUAUCUUUGUACGCCACCCUCUUCCUCAACAACAGCAAGGCGCACAUGAAGAUGCGCGUACGUGCGCACCCCCUCCUGAACUGGGUCGGGACCAUGCUUGGGAAAAUGGGCGCCGAUGUCAAGACCAUGCCCUACCCGGUUGGGUCCAGCGGCUUUCUCGAUAAGGACUUGAAGAACUUCACGGACUGGAGCAGCUUCUAUGGCCCCGAGAAGAUCGGCGAGGAUGAAUACACCAACAUCAUCCAGCCCCUGGAGGUGUCCUAUGCUGCCGAUGGACUCCCGGGCAUCUUUACCAUCCCCGAGCCCUGGUUCAAGCCCGAGGAUACCAUCAUUGUGACUGACGGUCACUGCGCAUCCGCCUGCGCCUAUAUCGUUGGUAUAAUGUCCCGUGAGCUCGGUGUUCAGGUCGUUGCUAUGGGUGGACGUCCUAUUGAUGCACCCAUGCAGGCGGUUGGCGGCACGAAGGGCGGCCCAGUCAUCGCGCUGGGAAGCUACCAGAAGCUCUGGCCGGCCCUCGGCCCCGUCAAGCCGCCCGAGGGUGUCGAAGUAACGCCCUUCGCUGAGGCAGACCCGCCGCUCGCCGGCAUCCCCACAGAUGGAUGGACUGUCAAUUCCGCAAACGUCUAUCCCAACGACGACCUAGGCGCGCCCCUGCAAUUCCAAUACGAGGCGGCCAACUGCAAGCUAUUCUAUACUUGGGACACGUUGACCAAUAUGACUAGCCUGUGGUCUGCGGUGGCGGACGUGAAGUGGAACGGGGCCAAGUAUGUCAAGGGCUCGACGGCCAACGACGACGGCACGAUGAACACGUCAACCCCUGGCUACUCCGAGAAGGUCUUGUCGGGCUUCGCGUGGGCUGCUGGCCCCGGCGACGUAGCUGAGGGACCGCGGUCUGGUGGGAGCAGCAACGACAGUGCCGGGACGGGUGAUAGAGACAAAAACGCUGCUGGCUCUCUACGGGCUUCUUGGGACGUGUUGUCUAUCGCAGCUGUCUCGACAACGGUUUUAAUGUCUGUCAUGUAG